Chionomys nivalis (European snow vole) is the source of this 1884-nucleotide messenger RNA. It is a transcript of the gene Mrps11, whose product is annotated as mitochondrial ribosomal protein S11. The record is from RefSeq and is a predicted model, not a curated record. Gene Ontology annotation, molecular function: structural constituent of ribosome; small ribosomal subunit rRNA binding; mRNA 5'-UTR binding. The transcript has 6 exons. Bases 54 to 629 code for a protein of 191 amino acids. Gene Ontology annotation, cellular component: mitochondrial small ribosomal subunit; ribosome. Lineage: Eukaryota; Metazoa; Chordata; Mammalia; Rodentia; Cricetidae. Gene Ontology annotation, biological process: maturation of SSU-rRNA from tricistronic rRNA transcript (SSU-rRNA, 5.8S rRNA, LSU-rRNA); ribosomal small subunit assembly; translation.
CUCCAUCUCGGUCCGGCGCCGCGGACGGGAGCUGACGAGGGUCAAUUUCAAUCAUGCAGGUUUUGAGAAACGCAGGAUCGUGGCUCCUGCGGUCUUGGGCUGGACAUGGGAUGACCAGGCUUGUGGUGGUUGCCCCAGCUCAGCCUAUCCACACCGGAGCCCCGAGCUUAGAAGACGCGGCUGCUAAGCAGAAAACUGAAAAGGAAGCGGUUCCGAGCCGCUUCAGCAUUUACCCUCCAGCUCCAGGACAGGAAAGCCCUCUGCGGUGGGCAGGGAUGAGGUUUGAGGAGGUCCCAGUCGCACAUAUUAAAGCAACCCACAACAACACACAGAUCCAGGUAGUGUCUGCUACUAACGUGUCCUUGGCCCGCGCCUCCUGUGGCACAGAAGGCUUUCGCAAUGCCAAGAAGGGCACCGGCAUCGCAGCACAGACAGCAGGCAUCGCAGCGGCCGCAAAAGCCACAGGAAAGGGAGUGACCCACAUCAGAGUUAUAGUGAAAGGCAUGGGGCCAGGACGCUGGUCUGCCAUCAAAGGACUGACCAUGGGGGGUCUGGAAGUAGUCUCAGUCACAGACAACACCCCUGUCCCACACAACGGCUGUCGGCCCCGGAAGGCUCGAAGGCUGUGACGGGAAGGAAGCGUGCACUUGAACCCGACCUAAAGUCUCCACUCCAGAUGGACCCUGCAGAAAGGCCACUGAGGGAGCUGCUGGGGCCGGCAGCGCUCAAGCCUGCGGGAGAACAUUGCUUCCCCUUGCACCUGGAGCAGGAAGUGCUCACCUCUCGGACAUGGGGGAUUGGGAACUGUCAGCACAGCUGCGGCUGUGCUCUCAGAAUAAAAGGCUGUUCUACAUAGUAGCUGUCAGGUUUUGUUCCCAGUGUUAGACUUCUGAAAGAUCGUGAGUGUAAGUGUGACCCCGGCUGGAAGGGCCACAGCGUAAAAUGGGUGCCAUCCACUGCACCCCUUCUUUUCACACUGCCAUAGCCUCUUAGCCAAGGUGUCCAGAUCCUGUCACAGCCACAGUUGGGCAUUUACCCAGGAGAGCGAGAGCUCUUUGCCGUCCUCUGGAGUCUGUUAGAUUUCAGAGGUGGUGGGCAUGCUUGAAGUUAGCCCUAGCAGGGGGGCGGGGGGGAGUUUCUGAAGUUCGGGUUUCCUGGGAGUGUCCGUCCUUUAUACUCGGUCGACUUUGGCAGUCCCCAAACCCAAGGAAGUUAUCUCGAAAGCAGGCUGGUAGAGUUGUAUAAAACAGGAUUUGGCAGAAAGACGUGCGGGUAGUGAGAACUGUGAUGGUAUAGAACCUAGAUGUUUGCAGACAAAUUGGCACAGCUCCAAACCCCCAGGUUCUGAGGGGCUGUCUCCCUACUCCAUUAGCAGAGCCUGUGAGGAGUAUCCUGAGCCCAGUAACUAAAGUCUGCUGGAGGCUGCUUAUGUUAAACCACUGUGGGAGAAGGACCAGCAUCUUAACAAAACACUAUCCAAACUGCAUUAGAAAGAUUUUGGCCUUUAUUUUUAUUUAUUUAUUUAUUUAUUUUGGUUUUUUGAGACAGGGUUUCUCUUUGUAACAGCCCUAGCUAUCCUGGAACUAGCUCUUGGAGACCAGGCCGACCUCUAACUCACUGAGAUCCACCUGCCUCUGCCUCCCAAGUGCUUGAAUUAAAAGGCAGGCACCACAACCACCUGGCUUUUUGGCCUCUUAGAGAAUCAUACUAUAUAGCUCAGGCUAACCUUCUGAGUGCUCGAUUUACAGCAUCACCACACCUGACGUAACGUGUGUGUGUGUGUGUGUGUGUGUGUGUAUCUAUACAUAUAUGUAUAUGUGCACACACAUAUAUGCUGGGUAAGAGAAAGUGAACUGCAGCAAUUUUUUAUUGAUGACAAUAAAA